Messenger RNA from Nicotiana tabacum (common tobacco), 2261 nucleotides. Lineage: Eukaryota; Viridiplantae; Streptophyta; Magnoliopsida; Solanales; Solanaceae. The record is from RefSeq and is a predicted model, not a curated record.
UGGGCGGGAUUAUUUAUUUUAUCCCAACAGCUGGCACCUCCAAUACAUGGACAUUUAGAGAGGCUACUGAAGACAUCACAUAUGGUGGUUACAUGAUCCCAAAGGGAUGGAAGAUUUUGUAAUGGUUCCAAUUCUUCUUCCUCAUCCAUUAGAGGGGUUUUUACUCUCUCUGUCAGGAGCAAAAGGGUUUUGGUUAGUCUUGAAGAUGAUAAGGAUCGUGGUUGGUAUGCCUGUUUCAUUGCUGCUUCCACAAGUGAUUUAGUGGGUGAGGAGAACAUGCCUUUUCCGAAAAAAUAGAAUUUUGCACGUAAGUUUUCUUUUAUAUCUUUCUUCUUUUAUGAGGGAGGAAGAUACUGACGAUCUCAUGGAUAUUUUUUCUCUUUUUAGCAACCAUGAAAGUUUUUGAUGAAAUACCGGACUUCCGUGCUUGGGUAGAGAAGUUGUUAUCGGUUGCUCCUAUGGAGAGAAGGUCUUGGAAAUACCUUUCUCAUAGGUUUGGCUGGAAAGUGAAAAUUCAUGGUAUUAUUCCCUUUAAUUUUCUUCCUUUCUUUCGUAUGUACUUGGGAAUUUCUAACUUUUUUCUCUAUUAGGAUUUCCCAUUCGAGGUGUCAAUGCCGCGUCUAUUACUUCAUCAAGGCUUUCUUUGUCUCUUGCUCAAGAAAUGAUUUUGAAUUCUUCAUCAAAGAGAAAAGCUGAGAGAGCUCAUGGCUCUGAAGGUGAAGAGGAAUGAGAAGAGGGUUCCUUGGUGCGCAGGCCUCGGGCUAAGAGGCGCGUUAUUUCGGAUGAUGAAGCCAACCCUCUCCAAAUUCAGUUCUUGUGAAUGAGCCUGAAAGUGUCAUUUUAACGAGCUCUGAUGAAGAGAUGAAUGAUGCACCUCAUGACUCUACCGAUCAAUUAUUUUUCCGUGGGUUUGAUAAUGAAGAUUUUGACCUUGUUUAUGAAGAAGCACCUCUCGCCUCCUUUCGAGUGCCUGCUCCUAUUGGUUCUCAAGUUUUUUCUCCUGUCGUUGCUACUACUACUCCUCCCGUGGAUGUUUUCACUUCCUCAACUAUCCCUAUUGCUAACACUUCUCGUGUUGAAAUUGGUUCUUCUAGUAGCAAUAGGAUGAUGAAAAUAGUUACCAUUGAAGUCCCCGAGGACGGUAAUCUUUUGAAAACGUCUGGUCAAGCCGAUAUAUGGCUAAACCCUCUAAUUGGCCUAGUUCAGAAGUCUAAGUUGGAAAGCCACAGUUCUUUAAGAUGGAUGAAUGAUGUUGUUCAUUCAUCUUUGAAGAUCAACUUGACAGGCACAGAGCUUAUGAAGAGAAUUGUCAAUACUGAGCAGUUGGUCAACGAUUAUCGUAAGGAAGCAGACAACUGGAGGGAACAGUAAGAGAGUCUUCAGUUGGAAAAAGAAGUUUUAGAUGGGGAGAAGUUUGCUUCGCAACAACAAGUAGCAAGUGAUGGCAGCAUAAUUGGCAAUUGAAAAAGCCUCUUCCAGUCAAGUGGGCAAGGACAAAGACAUUCUUGAGUCUUCCUUUGCAGAGCAGCUUUCUAAAGCUACCGAAGAAAUUAGGAGUUUGAAAUAAGUGCUUAAUCAGAAAGAGUUUUAUGCCGGAGAGCUUGGUCAAACGCUCACUCAGGCUCAAGAAGACCUCCGUACAUGUUCAGACAAGGUCCAGUUCUUGGAGAAAACAUUCGCUCCUUUGAAGGCUUCUUAUGAUGCUUCUUUGACUAAAAGAGAAGAGUUUGAGGCUAAAAUUGAGCAAUGGGAGAAAGAUUACGAGGCCCUUGAAGAUAAAUCACCUCUUGAUGUAAGCUGGGCUUUUUUGAAUAUGCGCCUCGAAACUUUGAUGGAGGCUAGCCAGAAAGGUUUUGACUUGACUGCUGAGAUUGCAAAAGCUAAGAAAAUUAUUGAAUAAACUCAGCAACGUCAGAACUUUUCCUCCUAUGAGGUCGGCAUUCCCGAAGGUGAUUAACUUACUCCUGGUGAAGUUGAUGUUCAAGUCUCUUCUACUCAAGUUGUAUCAUCUCCCGUUGCUGAUGAUGCCUUGCUGAAUUCUGCUUCUCUUGUUGCUGAUAGUACUGCUUUAGAUCCUGCCCCAUAGUGUUCUGUGCACUUUUGUUGGGAAGUUUGUUACUUUUUUUUACUUUUGGAAUAGUUGGCAAGUUUUUACCCCUGGUCUGUUCUUGGGUUUGUUAUCAAAAUUCAUUGGUUUUAACUAAGUCUAUACUUAGUUUUAGCCAGGUUCAAUAUAUAAUAUUUCGUUUGAGUUUCUGUUC